UCAAAAGAGAUGGAAGAGCGUUUGAUCCCAAUGAAUGAGAUUCUCCCAGGAAUGAAGGAAUGGAAAUGCAAGGUGAGAGUGAUCAAGAAGCUAGGAGCUAAGCAAGCUAACAAUAAUCCUAAUAAAUUUCAGAAACUAAUCUUGGGUGAUGGCUUGGGCCACACUCUUGAUGCUGUGAUAUUCCAUGAUAAUAUAGAUAGGUUCAAACAUGUGCUUCAAGAGGGUAAUGUUUACAUGGUGAAAGGAGCUUAUGUUUCUGAUCCAAAGCAAUACAGGAAUCCAAUUGUGACAUGUAAUUACCAAUGGACGUUCAGAAAAGAUACUUCGGUGAAGGAAGAACCAAAUGAUUCUAUACCUGUUGGGGGACUAAGUUUUAGAACAACUCCAAGUUAUACUGCUUGUGUCAUUAUUGCUACCCAUGAACCUCGAGUAGUCACAGUCAAAGGACAGGGUAAAGUCAUUCGUGAGUAUGCUGCUAUAGAUACAGAGCUGGAAUCGUUUGUGGUGACAUUUUGGGAAGAUUCUGUAUCCGAUGAGAUCUAUGCUAAAUUGGAACCUAUUUCGAAUAGGAUACCAUUGUUGUUGUUGAAUUUUUCAGUCGUGCCAUACUACGGAUUGAGUCUGACCACCAAUGCUCAGUCAAUUGUCUUGGAUGGCUUUGAGAAUGAAAUGCUAAUUGAACUAGAGAGAUGGAAGCAAGAGAAUGAAGAGGCCAUUAACAUCUUAAUACAAACUGGUGGUUUUUUUGAAAAGAAAGUGUUGCGCUCACCCAAGCAACCUUUGCAGAUUACUAAAGUGGAACAAAUGUUGCAGAAUCAAGAGAAUACAUACUUUAAUGUAAAAGUUAAAGCAAGAUUGGAAAAUGAAUACCAAGACUACUUUUACAUUGGUUGUCCAAUAUGUUCCACAAAGACUGUUGCAUCAUAUGGUACGGAGUUCAUGUGUUACUCAACUCCAUGCAAGAACAUGAGAAUAGCAAAUCGAAGGUGCUAA
Molecule: messenger RNA, 993 nt
Organism: Salvia miltiorrhiza (redroot sage)
Lineage: Eukaryota; Viridiplantae; Streptophyta; Magnoliopsida; Lamiales; Lamiaceae
Product: replication protein A 70 kDa DNA-binding subunit B-like
Exons: 7
Coding region: 10-993 (327 amino acids)
Source: RefSeq, a predicted model, not a curated record